GGGACAGGCAGGAGUAUCGCGCACCAUGGAAGGUUACAUCUCGCCGCAAAAAUGGGGGUGUCGGCGCAGUCAGGAGUCUCAUUGCGACAGUGAAAGCUUGUGAAAGACCAGAUAAGCCACUCUGGGAAUGGGACCUCAAAUCAGAAGCAAGAAGAACUUUGCCUUCUUUCGGGUCUUCCCACUCCGAAGACACCUAUUCAUCCAAAGGGAAUAAACUUUUCCUCUGAGCAGAAGAAGGAACAGGUGUAAGAAAAUCACAAAUGGGAUAAAGUAGUGGUAUUUGGUUUUUUUCCCCUUUGCCAAAAGGCAUGUGCCCUGUAGGCUUUUACUUAUUUAAAGUAGGAGGUUUAAGAAUAGAGCCACUGACUUUUGACAUCAUUUAUGACAUGCUUUAAAGUGAGGUGUGGAGAUCCUGCGGUCCAUACAGGCUCUAUCCUAGAAUAAAGCAACGGAAGUCUUUUGUUAGAAAGGCUGUGAUUUUUCUAAAGGUGCGUCUCUGGGGCCCUUGGUGCAUGGCGCUAAAAGGUGUCGGAGCAGGCAGAGAGGUUUAUUGGUUUCCAUCUGAGUUACAAUGGCAAAGUGGUUCAAGGAGUUCCCCAUCAAUCUGAAGAAUGGUACCGACAGGAUCCGCUCAGCCUCCGAAUCAGGCUCACAACCAAGAGCCAAUAAAGCCGGGCUGGUGGCCAGCAUAGGUACCAAAACAACCGGCUCCAAAACGGCCCAUCGCAAAAACUCCUCUGCCGACAGCACAGGUGGUGGAGGAGGAGGUGUUGGGUCUCUCCUGUCCGGACGAAACCGAAAAAACUCCGCCGUGGAGUUGAGUAGAAACGGCGUGAGCCCCCCGAAAGAUGGGAAAGUUUGGGACACUCUCCUGUCCGGGAAAAGUCGCAAGAACUCCAAAGCGGAGCCCGUGUUUGAGGAGCAGCACAGACCCCUGAAAAGCUCCUCAUCUGCCAACGCUUACAUCAGCCGGCUGAUCAGAGUGGACAAACAGGACAAAAGCCCCAACUUCAACAGCAGCACCAUCACCAACCAAGUGGUACCUGAAGCAGAGAAACCGGUUCAGUGCAAGACAGAAACGGUGAUCAUCCUUGAGGAUUACGCAGAUCCCUUUGAUGCUCAGAAGACCAGAGAGCAAAGGGAGGCAGAGAGGGUUGGGGAGAACGAUGGUUACAUGGAGCCUUACGAUGCCCAGCAGAUGAUUACUGAGAUUAGACGUCGGGGCUCCAAGGACCUGCUGAAGGUGUGUGUGCUGAUGGAGGCAGGUGAGGGAACGGUGGAGGAAGGUCAGCCCGUGCCCUUACAGAUAUACGAUGUUCCGUAUGAGGGAAGCACUGACAAUGACAGGACAGCAAUCACGCGGCCCGAGCUGGAUCCUCGACCCUCCAUUGAGUACGAGCUGCCCUGGGAGUGGAAGAAGGAGCAUAUUGUCAGAACUCUGUCAGCACAGUUUGACAGCCCUGAACGCCCAGCCAAAGAUGAGACGCCUCACCCGACGCUCACCAGGCAGCCGCAGCAUCCGCCAGCCCAGCCGCAGCAGCAUCAGCAUCAGCAUCAGCAUCAGCAUCUGAGGCAGAAAAGCUGGACCCAGAAGAUCCUGCGAUCCUCCCCUCCAACCCUGUCGCAAUCCUCCACCCCCGGCAGCAACCCUGACACAGAGGCCUGCUGUGUUGACCCCUCCCUGCCCCUGGAAAAACAGAGUUGGUACCAUGGCUGUGUGACUCGUCAGGAGGCGGAGUUUCAGCUGCAGUCCUGCAAAGAGGCCAGCUUCCUGGUCAGGAACAGCGAGUCGGACAACAGCAAGUACUCCAUCGCCCUCAAGACGAGCCAAGGCUGUGUUCAUAUCAUUGUCGCCCAGACCAAAGAAAACGGCUACACCCUGGACCAGAGCAGCUGCGUGUUCCCCAGCAUCCCAGAGGUGGUACACCACUACUGCGCUCAGCGUCUGCCUUUCAAUGGAGCAGAGCACAUGACACUGCUGCACCCAGUUCCUCGCGUCCACUGAUUCCACCAAAGCCCAGUUUAGUUAGGUAUAGAAAAACAAACACACCUCUGGCCCCACAGGGAUAAAAAGGUUUCCAAAAAUUGCCUCACCCCUGAUCAAUGUGUACUUUUACUGCUCUGCCCUUUUCAGCAAGUCUCACUUUAUAACUUGGUUGUAUGACCGUUUUAUUUGAUCAAAAAUAUUCCCAGCUCACUUUGAAAUUCUGGAUGUUUUUAUUUUACUUUGAUGUGCAGCUGAUGCAAAUGAUCUAAGCUGUUGUUUUGCAUGUGAAGAAGGGGGAAGCACAGCGCAGAAGAUGAGGCACUUUUAAUGAUUAAAUGUGACUUUGGGGUUGGUUUGGGAAUAAGACUCACACACAGUUGUGAUGUUUUAAUUAUCCAGUGUGGCUCUGUUAGAAGCUACAGAUACUUUUUAUUAUUGUUACUGAGUGGAAUUUACUAUAAAGCAGAAAGUGUUUUUGAGAUGGAGUGAACCUCAUUAGUUUGUGGCUCUCUUUCUCCCUCUGGUGGAUGUGCUGGUACACUGCACCUACAUGCCAACACAAAGAAUUUCCUUCUUUCCUCUUAACUGACAGUUGGUAAACAUCCAUGCACAGAGCAUAUCAUUCCACUCGAGAUACAACAAAGAUCAACUAUUUUAUGUUUAUGCUCGCAGCAUAUUUAUAAUUUAUGUGCUUAUACUUGUUAGUUGUCUGUAACCACUGUCUCUUGAUGAUUUCCUCUGUUUUACUGUGAAUGAGGGCGUUGUUUCCACUAUCUGCACUGUGAAGUGUGAGUGAUUCACCCUGAUACAAUGUGCUUGAAGGACCAUGGAUUUACAAUAGUUUAGUGUUUUGUUUUUGGCCAAAUUAGCCUGUUCAUUCUGGUUGAUAUCUGUAACCUGCAAAUUAUUGUGCCAAAUGUCUUUAGAUCUACAAAUGAGGAUAAUUUACAAAUACAAGUGCAAGUAAUUAAUGAAAAAUAUUGAAAUAAAGUAAACAAAGGAAAAAACUGUUUAUAUAUCAGCUUAAAAAAUGUCAUACUUGUCAUAACCUCUCUCCUUUUAAUAUUGUUCAUUCAGACAAAGUAAAGCUGUUCUCCCUCAGGGUCUAAUGCCCUUUGGUGCUAAGAGGCAGAACACCAAAUUGAGAAGUGGUAACUCUGUUAUAUUCACUGAAGUCUUAUUUUUUUGUAUGUAUUCUAAAUGUAACUCAAACAUUCAACAUGGUAUGUGUACUCUUAAGUUAGCGAUAUGCUGGAAAUGAUUCGGACAGCCCCGAUCUGCAACACUAAAUAAUAAAAUAAAAAAAUAAAAAUAUUGUAUAACUAAGGUUCAAUUCUGUCUUAUCUUUUAGAUUUUAGGAAGUCUGCCACUUUCAUGUCGCCUCGAAGAUUUAAAGGGGAGGACAGUUUGUAGUUUUUGGUGGAGCACUGAAGAAAAAGUUAUAUGCAGAGACACAACUGUUAUACAUUUUCCACCGUUGUCUAUUGAGACAUGUGGAAACCUGUUGCUGAAACAUUGUAAAACAGAUUAGAAUAAAAGGUCCUGAAUCUCAA
Dicentrarchus labrax (European seabass) is the source of this 3540-nucleotide messenger RNA. Its product is annotated as SH2 domain-containing adapter protein E-like. The record is from RefSeq and is a predicted model, not a curated record. Gene Ontology annotation, molecular function: phosphotyrosine residue binding. The coding region runs from base 572 to 2005 and encodes 477 amino acids. Lineage: Eukaryota; Metazoa; Chordata; Actinopteri; Moronidae. The transcript has 7 exons.